GCUGGAGCCGCGUUUCCUCAGUGUGUCAGGCGGAGCGCUGGUUUUAGCUAGUCUGGAAGUUUGAAGUCGGCCUAGUUUGCUAAUUCUGGAAUAGCCAGGGCAAGAGAGAAGGAAAAACGACAGUUCUGCGGUUCUUGACGUGUUAUGGCACUGGAUAAAAUGGACGAAAAUGACUGGAAAUACCACGGAGAGGGGAACAAGAGCCUCGUUGUUUCUCACGUCCAGCACUCCAGAGUCCUUCGCCUUUUGAAGUAUCCGUCAGAAGAUGCAGAGAACACGCAGCGGACGACAGAACAAGCUUUUCAGCACAUUCUUAACAUAGUGGAGUACAACAGGAAUGUCAUGAAGCCCUUACUCGGGGAGAAAUAUGUACACAGUGGAGAAGUCGUCAAACUCCCGCUAGACUUUGUCAGGCAGCUGUCUUUAAAGGUACAGCAGGAACGACCAGAAUUGCGUUGUGACAAAGUCAUGGACACUUUCAGUGGCUGCGGCCUGUGCCUUCCCAACCUCACCCACCUCUCGCCAUGCCACUUUGGAGACCACCGGCCUCCACUGUGUGUAGAAAUUAAGCCAAAAUGUGGUUUUCUACCCUUUUCGAGACAUGUUACUAAGGAAUGCAAACGGAAAGUUUGCAGAUUUUGUAUGCAUCAACAUUUUAAGUUAGCAAACGGGAAGUGGAACAGACUCAGCAGGUAUUGUCCGUUGGAUCUCUUCUCAGGGAGCAAACAGCGAAUGUUUGUUGCAAUCAAGCACUUACUGGAAGAACCACAAAACAACUUGAAAAUAUUUAAGGGUGGAGAGUUGAUAUACAGCUGUAAAGACGAUGCCAAGCAGCAGCCAGACCUGAACGAGCUGGUACAGCACCUGUGGCCCUACUUCCACCACAGCAACGGCCUUUAUAACGGGCACCAGUCCAGUAAAGCAGUCUUUAACGAGUUCAUUCAGGUGAUCUGCGGCGCUCUGCUGGGCAGUGGGGACUCCAGUCGCUCGGGGGAACCCAGGAAGGUGCAGUUGGCUGAGAGCAGGUCGGUGUGUGAGGCCAGUCCUCUUCACAGAGAACUACUGCGUAGCGGCAAUCAUGGUCUGCCCAAAGACUCUGUCCUUGCGAAAAUCCUACAGGUUCAGAUGUUGGACAACCUGGAUAUUGAAGGAGUUUACCCGCUAUACAAGAGAGUGGAGCAGUAUCUGGAGGAGUUUCCUAAAGAGAGGAACAGACUACAGGUAGACGGCCCAUAUGAUGAAGGUUUCCUGGAGAAGGUGAAAACCUGUCCGUCUGAAGAUGAUGGCUCCAUAGAAUACGCUGUUGGAAAGGUUCUCCAGUACAGAGUCGCGAUGACGGCCAAGGACUGCUCCAUCAUGAUCACGUUCGCUCCAUGUGGAGAAGAUGAGAAACUACAAGCCAACUUGGAGAUCCAGCCUCCGAAGCCUCGCUUCACAUACUCAGUCUCCAUCCUGGAUUUGGACCCCAAACCUUAUGACAGUAUCCCGCACCAGUACAAGCUGGACUCCAAGAUCGUCAACUACUACCUGCGGAGCACAACAAGCGCCCAGGAUCUCCCUACAUCCAACCAUUACAAGGACAGGCAGGACUGCACGCUGCUCUUCCAUCCUGUAUGAACAACCUCGCUCCUCUCCACUUCCUCCUCACUACUCCAGAGUGCUGCUUUUGAUGUGAACGACAGAAAAAAGCAAAAACUGAAGAUUAAGAUGCAUCCAGAUAUAUAUUCAUUUCUUUGUUCUUUGUCAGAGGCUCCUCUCGUUGUCCUCUCCUCCCCACCUUUACGAUGUGUGCCAUAUUUUUAUUUUUAAAUGUGAAAGUGGCCGGAAGCUCAGUGUUCUCAGUGCUUCUGAAUUGGUAUAAUCGGUCCGUUUGUUUGGUGUUAGCCAGUGGAGCUAGUUUUUUCUGUGGGGCACAUUCAAACUGGGGCUGGCCUCCUCAUGCACAGUGCCUGGGUGGACCGAGGAAGACGAGGGUGAGCUGUUGCUGUAGUGCAGUCUGACUGGUAAAGAAGUGCCAAAACUGGCUUGCGUGUGGUCGUUCCUGUCACGGAUUACAAAUAAUAGCUUUUAAUUGAGAGAGGAGCCAUUAAGUUGCAGGGGGUCCUCGGUAUGUGUGCAAGUAAGUGUGGAGCAUUAUUAGUGUCUACAUUUUAUAGACUUAAUUAUAUUAAAUUAAAGAUGGUUACUUAAGGUGAAGUAAGACUACUACUGCUGUUCUACAUCGGUUCCUGAGGUCUGUGCUGGCUUACAGUUUUUUAGCAGUUGGUCAGAAAUAUUGUACUGAACGCUUGAAUGAAUGCAGGGUGGUGAGUUUGUUUAUUUGAUUAUCUUAAACACCCUGACUGAACUUGUUCUUUAAAUACUGGGGUCUAAUCUGAUCUCAGUAAGACAGUACUGUAUUAAAGAGUCAUUAUAAAGGUUCUAGGUUUUUCCUCAAGCUUCUUGAACAGAUUGAGAAGGGUAGAGAGAGACCUUUACACUCCAAACCACUCCCAACUUUACACACUACACCAAAAAUGACCAGUCCACACACCCACACCACCAAUCACACAUCAAGCUACAUUAAGGAGAAGUAUUCAGUUACUUUACUGCAGCUUACAGGAAUACUCCAGCAUUUUCAGCCAAUAAAGCACCUUCCUUCUCAUUUACAUCUAUUUUUAGUUUACAGCCAAUACAUUUUCUUCAGUACAGAGAUGCAUGUCCGCUGUUUGCCAGGUUUCAGUCCACUUAUUUGAGUAUUUUGAUAAAUCUAAUAUAUAAAAACAAAGCCUAGUUGGAAUUGGCAGGUGUUAAAUAAAAGUGGCAAAUUUUGCAUUAAUACACAAUUUAAAUGAAAGGAGAAAAGAGUCUUUGGAUGUAGUGAAAUAUGAUAGAAUUUAAAAUUUUGGGGAGUAACCCACCUCCGAUCGCUCCAGCAUUCUGAAAUACAGAGCUUUAAGCCGAUGCUCCUAACAGGCUUACAAUGCUAGUGAUAGGAGUGUACAGCUGCCAAUGAAAAGAAAUUUUAAAUUACAUAAAAACUGGUUCUUUAUAGAGGGAAAUGUGGACAUUUAAUGACUAUAUUACACAAAUAAUCAAGUUUCUAAGAGAUUUGUCAAAUCUCUCCAGUGAGUGUAUGUGUAUAUGCUGGAAAAUAUACCCAGGAAGUUGUUAAACCCCUUAUUGUUGGUCUAAUUACUGAGGGUUUAAUGAGCUACGCCCCUCGCUAUACAAUAACAGGCUGUUGAUGUCAACACACUAUCAUUUUAAGCCCUGUUUGGAAGGGAUAAGAUUUACAGCGAAAGGGUGGGACAGGAAUUCACUCUGGAUACAUUUUAGCAUCGAUGGCUGAGAUGGGAGUGGCUACUCAAUUUAUGCACUGCUGUCACCUCCAAAAACCCUAGCUUGAAGCUCAUCUUCAGGAUUUGCAUUUUGUAUGUUGUAAAGCUUCUCCUUGAGGGUUGCCACAGACUUCUAGAACAACCUGAGCUGUCUGUGCAUCAUCACAUUCAACAGAACCAAACGCCUUCUCAAGCAUCUCUGUACUUCAGAAAAGCAGUGAAGAAUUGCAGCAGAUUUUCGACAGAUUCCUUGCACAGGAUUAACAUUACCUGAGGUUAUCUUUAUGAGUGAGGAAGAGCACAAUCCCAAAAAAUAAAAAUAAACUGACAUUGCACAUUUGUAUAAGACAAAAUCACUGAGGAUUUUCUGUAGUAAUUACGUUACCCUGAAAAUACAAAUCACAUCCCAAUAGGGCACUAGUGGACAGUCCAGAUCCAGAAAGUACAAAUCCACUGAUAGAAUCUAAAAAACAAAUGUAAUUUUUUUUGUUUGUUUUUUGCAAUACUGUUAUCUGUUUUUAAAACUGCUGCCAUUGUAAAUAAAGGCAGAUUUAUUUUGAGGUACAAAUAUUGGCUUAUCCUUCAACUGAGUAGUGUAAUAUAACAUUCUAUUUAAAUUUAGACUUGAAAUCACAAAUUUGACUUUAUUUAUUUAUUUUUUGUUAAUAUCUGAAGCAUCUUUGAACACAUAAUUAGGUCAUUUAUGUCAUUGUUAAAACACAUGGAGUCAUACUAACGGUACCUCUCUACUGACCUUAUUCAUUAAUGCCCGGGGUGGAUUUUCUGGACCCGGAUUGGCCACCUCUGCUAAAGAGCUUUAGAGUGGCGAACAUCAUGGAAAAUAUCUAGAACUUCUGAUAUGUGACAGUUAAACACUAUAUAAAUACACACUUUUUUUUAUCGUUAUUUGACCUUGUUGGGAAGACUAAACAGUUGUGGGCUGGUGCUGAUAAUCAAUAUCUGUCUAUAUCUGCUGAUUACAGAUCGAGUGAUAAACCUUUUGUGUCCUUCAUGCGGUUUUUGCCUCAAGUGUGACGAGCAGCAAGAAAAUCCCAAACUCUGCCGCUUUGUUUCACAAGUGUGUGAUUCUGUCUAGAACACACGUCCUCAGCUUCAGCAGUGUGUGAUUUUGAAGUAAUUAUGUCGAUAGUUGAUUGAUUUUCUGUGAUUUUUUUUUUUGAUCAAUCAUUUUGUCUGUUCCUUUUUAUAAACCACUGAAGUUUGAGUUCUGUUUACCCCGUUUUAUUACCCCUCCCACAGUACCUGUGCAGUUUCAUGACUCAUGACUGUAGUGAAGUUCAGAGGAUUUUGUCAGAAUUCACAGCCUUUACUCUUCACAUAAACGUUUUUGUUUAUUUUGUAUACCUCGAUCUUUUGGGUGCCCAUUUCUGUCUUUCUUUUCACCCUGUAUCUGGCAGCAGCAUGGCAGAUUUGACUUUGUAUGACCCCCAUUUUUAAAUAAUGAUUUAACAUUUAAGCUCUUUUAAGAUGGUAAAUGAAUUUGGAAAAAAAAGACAAAUGAAUCACUUUUCUUUCCAAAUAUUAUUUUUCAAAAGUUAAUUUUCAGAAAUGGCUUUUUAAAACAAUAUCCUAGUAACAGUCAGAAUUUAAAGCAUUUCAUAGGAUUUUUUCUAGAAAAGUGGGGUUCUAAGUAAAGUAUGGAGAGAAAAAGUAAUUUAAUUUUAGGUUACUAAGUCAGUAUUUAUAGAAACAUCAAAAAUAAAAACAGAUGAGUAUAUAAGAUGACUCAAAACUUAACUAAAUUAAAGGAUAAGUAAAUGGUCUCAGAUAUGUCAGUAUUCUAAAAAUCAUUGUAACUCAAUUUGGAGAUAAAUAAAUUACUGUAUUUGUGAUAUUUAUUUAGGAGUGAGUCAGUAUUCCACGACACUACAUAAAAAAUGGAGAACAAGUCAUUAUUUUAAGUUCAGAACAAGUAGUCAUUGUUUUGAGCUACUAACUUUUGGCAUAUUACAUAAUGUGAUAUUUGGAAAGAAAUCAAUACAUUUAUUCUGAGAUCAGAAUUUAAAGACAUUAAAUAAAAAAAAAAAUCAAAGUAAAUGUCAUCUGGAAUUAUCAAGUCAAUAUAUGAAGAAAAUUCUGAAUUUUGCCAGAAACCUAAAAACAGGCUAACCAAGACAGAAGUUGGCUUCCAUUGCGUGUUUUUUUUUUUUUUUUUUUUUGAUGCAGGCUGAUCUGAUUACAGUGAGGGAAUUUCAUGUGUACAUGUGAGUAAAAGUUCUCAGUCUAGGACUCUAUCGUCUGUCUCUCUCGCUGCAGUAAAAACAGACGUUUCCAUUUUAAACAAAACGCAGUUACUGUAACAUCCCCCCUUUUAGACUUUAAGUAUAACGAGUGCUGGUUUAAUGAAGAAUGCUAAUGUUGCUAACAGGGACUGAAAUAAUGUGUAGACGCCGAUUAGCUUUGUGCUGACAUGCUGCUGAUUGGUAGCUGCUAAGUCCCACCUAUCAUUAGUAUUUACGUCAUUUAACCGACGUGCACUGAGUGAGGCACGAGUAUCUGUGUUCUUUCUAGGGGCGGGGCUUGGUGACCCUCUCACUACAGAGAUGUGUAAAGGAUGCUUAACACCUGACCUUUAGAUAGAAAUGAAAUAUUAUUAUUAUUAUUAAUCCUCUAAGAAAUCACAAUCACUGUGAUGAGAUGAAGGAAGGACUAAAAAGAUAAACUAUUUCAGAAAUACAAAGUGGAUUUUGCUGUCACAUUUUGUAUUUAAAUUAUUUAUUUUUCUAGCUAUUGUCUAAUGAUGUAUAUUUACAUACAGUAUGUGCGUACAUAUACAUGUGAUGAUGGAAUGUGUACAGAAGGCAUUAAUACAUUUCUUAAAGGGUGGCUUAUACAGGUGGUGUUUAUACUGAAUAAAAUUAUAAUGAAUUUAUCAGCUAAA
Astyanax mexicanus (Mexican tetra) is the source of this 6222-nucleotide messenger RNA. RefSeq names its product inositol 1,3,4,5,6-pentakisphosphate 2-kinase (gene ippk). Gene Ontology annotation, molecular function: ATP binding; inositol-1,3,4,5,6-pentakisphosphate 2-kinase activity. NCBI's taxonomy places the organism in Eukaryota, Metazoa, Chordata, Actinopteri, Characiformes, Acestrorhamphidae. Gene Ontology annotation, biological process: inositol phosphate biosynthetic process. Bases 145 to 1617 code for a protein of 490 amino acids. Gene Ontology annotation, cellular component: nucleus. The transcript is spliced from 13 exons. The record is from RefSeq and is a predicted model, not a curated record.